GUAUGACGGCUGCGUGGUUGUUGUGUACAGUUUGUCUCUGAGCAGCGGGGAACAGCGUGUGACUUUAUGAAAGAAAGCGCCCAGAAUAAAGCUCCUCGUCAUGAGACCGUGACAUAGGCUCAUUCUUUGGCCGUUAUGAGUGGCGUGGUGCUCGGAGUUGUGGUGGUUGUAGUUUUCUUCUUGGCUCUGUUCCUCCUGCACAGAUAUGGAGACCUGAGGAGGCAGCAGCGGCUCGUGCUCGUCGGGACUCUGCUGGCCUGGUACCUCUGCUUCCUCAUCGUGUUCAUCCUCCCGUUUGAUGUCAGCACGACCAUCUAUAAACAAUGCCUCAUCGACAAUGUAGCUGCAAGUGAACCCAAAGUGUGUGAGCAGCCAUGGAGUUACAUCCCUGACGGCAUUCUGCCCGUGUUCUGGAGAGUCGUGUACUGGACCUCACAGUUUCUCACAUGGCUCUUGUUGCCGUUCAUGCAGUCGUACGCUCGGUCCGGAGCUUUCUCCAGAACUGGGAAAAUAAAAACGGCUCUAAUCGAGAACGGCAUCUACUACGGGACCUACCUCCUGGUCUUUGUUUCUCUGCUCGUUUAUGUGGUCAUUCAUCUCAAGUGGAAAUUCACUUUCCGGGAGCUCCAGACGGUUUGCAUCACGGCGGCGAACACGUGGGGGCUGUUCCUCCUCGUGCUGCUGUUGGGCUACGGGCUGGUGGAGAUCCCGCGCUCCUAUUGGCUCUCGUCAAACCCCGCCUACCUCCUCAACAAGACCUACUUUAAAGUGGCUAAGAUGGCGACGGAGAAGGCCGCCGCAGAGGAGGAUCUGGCCGAUGUCAUGGACGAGGUGUCCAGUGUGAAUCAGUCUGUGAGCAGCAGCAGUCCUCUGAGGAAACGUGUGGACACCAUUUUAUCAAAGUGUCCUGCUGUGUACCAGGAGCAGAUGAAUAGUGAAAACGAUGGUUCUCCUGUUUCACACGUCGUUCCGAGCAUUGGAGCGCUCGUCACUCUUCAUAAAAAGGUGAUCCGUUGUGUCCAGAGGAGCACUCGUGUCCAGGUUCAGUGGCCCAUCCUGUUAAACCGUGCGUUUCAUUUAGAGGACGUGUCUAAGAGUAAAGCGUCUGUGGUGAGAUACUUCAUGCACAGCUUUGACUCAGACCGACCUCGGGGGUGGAUACAAAAGCUGCUCUGUACGCCCUCUGUUGAGUGGUACUGGGAGUGCGUCCUGAAGCAGUUUUUCUUUAAGCUUCUGGCCGUCCUCCUGUGUCUCCUGUCUGUGACCGUGGUCUGGUCCGAGUGCACGUUCUUCAGCACCAAACCAGUGCUCUCCCUCCUCGCCGUCUUUGUCCAAACUGCAGAAAUCUAUUACAACUACAUCUGUAUUGAGAUGGUGUGCUUCGUGGGCAUCCUCUUCCUCUGCGUCUGCGUCUACUCCACCGUCUUCAGCAUCAGAUUCUUUAACUACUAUUACCUCGUCCCACAUCAUCAGACCGACUCCUACAGCCUGCAGUUCAGUGGCAUGUUGUUUUGCCGUUUGACGCCUCCGUUGUGCCUUAACUUCCUGGGUCUCAUUCACAUGGACUCAACAGUUUCACACCUGAACAGGAUACAGACGUCCUACACAUCUAUCAUGGGUUCGCUGAGUCUGCUGUCGUUCAUUUCUCAUGGUUUCUACAUUUACUACCCCAUGCUCAUUCUGCUGCUCUGCUUUGCCACUUAUUACAACCUCGGCUCUCGAUGUUUGAACCUCCUGGGCUUCCAUCAGUACAUUACAGAUGAUGAAAUUACAUCUGAUCUCGUGGAUGAAGGAAAAGACCUCAUACGACGAGAGAGAAGAAAAAAGCAGAAAAUGGAGGACGACAGUCGUGGAGCGACGUGGAGGGAGCGAUCUGCAGACGACAGAAACGGAAACUCUGCAGCUGCAAAGAUUAAAAAUACUGUUGUUCAGUUCACAAAGAGAGAUCCGUUUUUAGAAGAGCAGUCUGUGGGUUUAUUACAGGAUCACAUCGAGGAUUCACCAAACACCAGAACGUCACCAGGAGGUUACCGGUCCAUUUCCCAUUCCAGAGUCAACAUCUUUGACGAUUCUUAACUGGAUUUAAACUGAACACCUGGUUUUUGUUUUAAAAUGGACCUGGAGUUUACAUGGAAACAAAACAGAACAUGGAUUUAAUGUUUGGUCUGAGCCGAUUAACCCUGAAUUUCUGUGGAUGUUGCCAAAACAUUUAUAGAACAAUGUUUAUAUAAAUCAUGUUAUUGAAAAGGUUAAAUUAUAAACAUAAAAUAUUCUUAAUGAUCUAUUACUGCAGAUGUUUUAGUCUGGGCCCUCGUCGUCUGUGGAGUCUCAGUCAAACCUGAUCGUCCAAUCAGAGCCGUUUAUUUCAGUCACUCAUGAAACGAAGGAGCUCAUUGGUCGUCUGUGAUUUAUUUAAUUCAAUAUUAUUAUUAAUACAGCACUUAAAAAAAAACAAAAAACAAAGAGCUGAACAAAACAAAAAAGUCACAAAAUAAAACACAGUAACAUUUCACUUCAGACUCUGUGUGUCCAGACUCUGUGUGUCCAGACUGUGUGUCCAGACUCAGUGUCCAGACUGUGUGUCCAGACUCUGAGUCCAGACUCUGUGUGUCCAGACUCCUCUGAGUCCAGACUCUGUGUGUCCAGACUGUGUGUCCAGACUCUGUGUCCAGACUCUGUGUGUCCAGACUGUGUGUCCAGACUCCUCUGAGUCCAGACUCUGUGUGUCCAGACUGUGUGUCCAGACUCUGUGUCCAGACUCUGUGUGUCCAGACUGUGUGUCCAGACUCCUCUGUGUCCAGACUGUGUGUUAAGUCUGGACGUUUUCUGUGUCUCAGGCGACACAUCAGUGAUUUAAUAAAAUUAACAAAAAAAACUUUCUUUCUCAUUAAAUGUGAUACUUUUGUAAGUUUUUGUAAAUUUUUGUGAUUCUUUGUUUUGCCUUAACGACGAAUGAGACAAAAAACAAACACAAAUAUUUGAUCCAGAGUCGUUCAGAUUUUUAACGAUUUAAUUAAAUUUUUGGUCCAGACUCAGUGAAUCAACCUGGAAAUAUUUGUACAUAAAGUUAAAAAGGAAUCAUGUAAAUAUCAUUCAAAUGUGACCGAUGUGUGUUUAUGUGUGUUUAUGUGUUUGUGUGUGUGUUUAUGUGUGUUUAUGUGUUUGUGUGUGUGUUUGUGUGUCUGUGUGUGUUGGUGUGUGUGCGUCUGUGUGUGUUUGUUUACACUGUUUUCAGAUUGUGCCUAAACUUCAUUUAUUGUCGACAUUUUGACUUGUUCUUUGUCUUUAUAAAUAAUUUAUUAAAAUGCAGAAUCAUUUC
Periophthalmus magnuspinnatus is the source of this 3319-nucleotide messenger RNA. Its product is annotated as G-protein coupled receptor-associated protein LMBRD2B-like. The transcript has 18 exons. Gene Ontology annotation, biological process: adrenergic receptor signaling pathway. The record is from RefSeq and is a predicted model, not a curated record. Lineage: Eukaryota; Metazoa; Chordata; Actinopteri; Gobiiformes; Gobiidae. Gene Ontology annotation, cellular component: membrane. Bases 136 to 2076 code for a protein of 646 amino acids.